Trichobilharzia szidati is the source of this 2103-nucleotide messenger RNA. The record is from the annotation of a GenBank genome assembly. NCBI's taxonomy places the organism in Eukaryota, Metazoa, Platyhelminthes, Trematoda, Strigeidida, Schistosomatidae.
GUCGACGCGAUGAUUAAAUCGACAUAUAAUAAAAAAAAAACAAUAAUAAUAAUAAUUAAUUUGCCUCUAGGAAUAUAGUCUUCACAAUCUCAUUUUUGUAGUAACCAUUUUCCUACAACAAGUUCAAUGGAUCUGAAUAGUCCUUUGAUGUUAUGCACGGACAUAUCCAUAUGUUUAGAACUUCGGUAAUGAUCAUGAAAUCAACACUGACUCAGAGAAGUGCUUUAUUUAUGGAUAUUAUUAUAUUUACUAUUGUGAUCUCUAAUUUACUGAUCCAAAUAGUUGGAGAUAUCAAGGUUCAUACUGCUGUUCAAACUAAACACUCACCAAAUCAAGAAUGGACUGAACGUGGUUCCUCUAGUAGGCGUCAUUCAUCUAUCUCAAAAACCACAUCAGUAGGAAACAGUAGAUAUGGAGUCAACAGUACUAAUAAUAUCACUACUACUACUAAUGGUAGUAUUAGUAGUGUCAGUAAUUACCAUGAUAAUAAUAACCCUGACAGAACAUUAUCGUUUAAUUUGAAUUCGGAAUAUACUAGGAAUUCUAUACGACGCAAAGAAUUACACGAUCAACCACAAUUACCACACAGUUAUUGGAAUUAUUCACCGUAUAAAAAGCCAUCAGUUGAUAGAAAUUAUCAACAUGAUUUAUCUUAUCCACAGUCAGCGACAAGUCUUUAUUAUAGUUUACCAUCUUGGUAUAGUUUACGAUAUAGACGAUAUCCACGUGAAGAACCUCUGUCUAUUUACAAUGAUAAUACACAACUGCCGUGGAAUUAUAAACCAAAAUGUCGGUCGUGUGGUCGACCAUUGUUACAAGAUUCAUUUUGUGCAGAUGAUUUUGUGAUGCGUGUCUACAUCUACAAAGAGUCAAUAGAACCAAAUGGUCAGCGGUAUUAUCUGGCUUAUAUAUAUGAAGUAUACAAGGAUAUCAAGCAGUUUAUGCAACCAACACACUUUCGUCAGAUUAUUUACAACUGCGAUCGAUUUCAAACCGGUCCAGUGCUAGGUGAAAUAUAUUUGAUAACAGGUAUCUAUGUAUCAGAUGUUCCCCAUGUUGAUUCCUGUUCCUGGAAGUCACCAUGGAGUCAAGUAACAAAGGAGCAGAAACGGUAUCUACGCAAACGAUACGCUUUACACUGUGGUACAUGUCGUUUACAAAGAGUCCUCUACGUGAAUCCAGUCUACCAUCGUGAUCCAAAUACAUGUUAUGUACCGAUUAGUCCAAAUUCAAACGAAUUAAUGUGUAGAGAUAAAUUCUCGUUAUGUCAAUUCUCCCAAAAACGUAAUAUUAAUAAUAAUAAUCACAAUAACCGAUGCAAAUUUACAAAUAACAAAUCUUAUCGUAUAUGUAAAACAUGGUCAACAAAACAAAUUUAGAUGCAACCGAGAAACAGAAGAAGAAGAAGAACCACAAAGCUCAGAGAAUUAUCAAAACUCUCAAUUUUGCUUCUUUCAUCCGCUUUAGAAUGAUCAUUCAAAAAAGAAUAGGAACCUGAGUAUGUUACUGCCGAUUUUCUCCACAUGGAUAUAAAUAAACUGUCUGUUCACCUUGAUAUGUAAAUAAUAUAUAUAUACAUAAAUAUAUUUAAUUUGAAGAAACUUAUAAUUUAGAAGUCAAAAUAUACUCAGAUAUUCUCGACUUGACUUCAUACUACAUUAAGUAUCUUGUUUCACAGUUCUAUUCUCCGAUGAAUACUAGUAAUAAGCUGUCGACAACUACUCACAUUCCAAUCAAAUAUAUAUUUAUUGAUUUAUUAAGUGGAAAUAUACAACAAUGAAAAACCCUUUUUUCUAAAUAAUCUUCUUGGUUCUGCCUUAAGAAGCAAAUAUACAAGCACAGUUGUACACUAUACAUAUAUACCUACUUACACUAUGUGUUUCUACAGUACAACAGACGGCUAGUAUUAUGGAAUUAGUGUCACCUUAUUCAAAAUUUUAUCAGAUAAUAGUUAAAUAAUACUAUCUCGUGUAUUUGAUUAUGGCUCUUCUCUUGCAUUUAUGUAUUUAAGUAUUUUGCUCUGAAUUCCUCGCUUUCCUCACCUUAUCCAAUCUUUCUUUCAUUGAUACAAGUCAAGAAACAUUCAAAAUAAUUAUUUCUCAG